This is a messenger RNA of Hevea brasiliensis (rubber tree), 1283 nucleotides long. RefSeq lists its product as uncharacterized. The transcript has 7 exons. The record is from RefSeq and is a predicted model, not a curated record. Gene Ontology annotation, cellular component: cytosol. NCBI's taxonomy places the organism in Eukaryota, Viridiplantae, Streptophyta, Magnoliopsida, Malpighiales, Euphorbiaceae. The coding region runs from base 346 to 1005 and encodes 219 amino acids. Gene Ontology annotation, molecular function: pyroglutamyl-peptidase activity. Gene Ontology annotation, biological process: proteolysis.
UUAUCAUAACAAAAUAUAAGUCCAUCUUCAUCCUUCAGGGCCCCAUCUACCGCUGGAUUAAGAUGGAUAAAGGCGUAAACAUAUGUUAAAAUCUGAAAAAUAAUAUAGAAGUACAGAUAGCUUGCAAUAUUUUAUUAUUAUUUUGUUCAUUGAGGAGUUUUAUCAUUAAGGUUGGUGGUUGAGUCAUUUGCUUUUCUAUCGUCUUCUUUUUCUUUUCACUUGAAGAUUACAGAUUGAUCAUCUGGGUCUUUGAUCAACGAUAUUGGCUUGAAUUUUGGGUUCAGGUCCUUGGAUUUUAGUUUCAGAUUUCAUGCUAUAACAUUCAAUCUAAAUACUGAGGUACGAAUGGGGUCUGAAGGGCCUCCUGCUGUGACAAUCCACGUAACUGGAUUUAAGAAAUUCCAUGGAGUUUCAGAGAAUCCAACUGAGACUAUUGUAAGUAAUCUCAAUGAGUACAUGAAGAAGAAGGGUUUGCCAAAAGGUUUGAUAUUGGGGAGCUGUAGUGUUCUAGAAACUGCUGGACAAGGAGCAGUCAUACCCCUGUACCAAACAUUUCAAUCUGCCAUAAACACAAAGGAUUCUGAAUCUUCAACUUCUGGGAGAAUUAUUUGGCUACACUUUGGGGUUAAUAGUGGAGCGGCAAGAUUUGCCAUUGAGCACCAAGCUGUCAAUGAAGCUACUUUUCGGUGUCCUGAUGAGAUGGGAUGGAAACCACAGAAAGUACCCAUUAUUCUUUCUGACGGUGGAAUUUCACGAGUACGAGAGACAACUCUUCCUGUUGAUGAUAUUACAAAGGCCUUGGUAAAGAAAGGUUAUGACGUGACGACCUCUGAUGAUGCUGGUCGGUUCGUCUGCAAUUAUGUUUACUACCACUCACUCCGCUUUGCAGAGCAAAAUGGGAUACAGUCACUCUUUGUUCAUGUACCUCUCUUCUUGACCAUAAAUGAGGAGACCCAAAUGCAAUUUGCUGCUUCCUUGUUGGAGGUACUUGCUUCUUUAUACUAGUACUCCAUUGGCAUCCAUUUACGUAUUUAUGUCGCAGAGCUUAUAAACUUGUACUGUUGUCGACCAUGUUUGCGAAAGUGGAUGGAUGCUUGUAUCGAAAUGCUUCAAUAAACAGAUGAGUGUAUUUGAAUGAAAGAAAAAUGUGCUUGUGGUGGAUAUUGCUUCUUCUGGACCUCCCUUGGCCAUUUAUCAGAAGGUUUUGGCCAACCAUUAAAAGGUUCUUGAAAGCUUCUGUUAAUAUGUGAAUAAGAUAUCAGUUUGCUAUGGCCUUUACUGCA